This is a messenger RNA of Peniophora sp. CBMAI 1063, 1707 nucleotides long. The record is from the annotation of a GenBank genome assembly. Lineage: Eukaryota; Fungi; Basidiomycota; Agaricomycetes; Russulales; Peniophoraceae.
AUGUCGACACCCCCUCUCUCGAUGGCCACGAGCGAAGACCUUCCUUCAACGCCGCGGCGUCGCUGCUCGCCGCGCGAAGUUGGUCGUGUUGUAUGGACGCAUCUCAUCCGCCACACCGGAGUCGGCAUCACCCUCGCCGUGGCGUACUUUGACCCAGGAAACUGGAGCGUCGACCUACAAGCAGGCUCGGACUUCGGCUACAAACUACUCUUCAUCGUUCUCCUAGCCGGCUUCUUUGCUGUCUUCCUACAGAGCCUAGCAUGUAAGAUGGGCAUUGUAACGGGCCUCGACUUGGCCGCCCAUUGUCGACUAUUGCUUCACAGCCGCACACAGCGCCCGAAGCUCUUUCGUUGGCUCACACUAUACCCUCUCUACGUCUUCUCGGAGAUAGCCAUCAUUGCGACCGAUCUGGCGGAGCUUUUGGGAUCUGCGAUCGCCCUCAACAUCCUCUUUCCCAAGCUCCCCUUGUGGGCGGGCGUCUUGCUCACAGCUUCCGACGUAUUUCUCAUUUUGGCUUUCGGCGACCCACUCCGCAAGCGGCCCGUGAAGGUCUUUGAACUGCUGAUUGGUGUCCUGGUACUCAUAACCCUGGUGUGCAUGUGUAUCAUCAUCUCAAGGGUCAACGUAGAGUGGGGUCAAGCCUUCCUGGGAUACGUCCCAUCCAAGACCAUCUUCCAAUCGGGAGGCUUGUAUACAUCCGUGGGCAUUCUCGGUGCCACUGUCAUGCCACAUAGUAUCUUCCUAGGGUCGGCGCUUGCUACUCAGGAUCGAGUAUCUACUACAGCCGUGCCAUUCGAGGAUAAGGAUGAGAAGUUGUCACGACGGAUGACCGGCGAAUCGGUUUAUGAGAACGAGUCUGCUUUGGAUACCGUGAUCGACAGGAGAAGUCCUUGGAGGCGUUGGUUCAUAGCCUUCUUCGGCUACAAGGCGUCCUCCUCUACGGAGCCUCAGAGACACUCGGAAUGGGAGAACAACACCCUUGACUUUAUCCGAGCGCAUCUCCGGCAUGCCAUUGUCAACAUCAUCACCAGCCUACUGGGUAUAGCCGUCGUGAUCAACUCGCUUAUUCUCAUCCUUGCCUCAGCUGUCUUCCGCGACAGCGCGGAAGCUACAAGCAGCCUCUUCGACGCUGCUGAUCUCAUCGGCUCGACGCUGGGACAUGGCCUCGAGAUCGUCUUUGCGCUUGCUCUUCUGGCUGCAGGACAAAGCGCGUCGCUGGUCGCCACGGUAGCCGGGCAGAUCGUGUCUGAAGGCUUCUUGCGAUGGAAAGUAUCUCCUAUAUUUCGUCGCUUCCUGACUCGCCUCCUCGGUCUCAUACCAUCCAUGGUCGUCGCCAUAGCGGCUGGGCGCAACGGAAUUGAUACCAUGCUCGUCGCGUCGCAGGUCGCACUCUCACUAGUGCUGCCCUUCAUCAUCUUCCCGCUAAUCCUCAUCACGUCGACGAAGUCCAUGAUGCGCGUACGCGUACCGGCCAGUCCACGGGGGAGGUCCGGCAUCGUUUCAACUGGGCAAGAGUCCAACAGGGACCUAUCGUUGUCACCCACGCCCACACUGUCCGACGCCAGUGACCCUGAAGGCAACGGAGACUCGUUCGUCGAGUACAGCAACAGCUGGCUAACCGUCGGCAUUGCACUCGCCAUCUGGGGAAUCAUCGUCGCCGCCAAUUGCUAUGUUAUCGUCAGUUUAAUCUUGGGCAACGAGGGCUGA